Messenger RNA from Lotus japonicus, 1057 nucleotides. RefSeq names its product mannose-P-dolichol utilization defect 1 protein homolog 2. The transcript has 8 exons. The record is from RefSeq and is a predicted model, not a curated record. Bases 1 to 708 code for a protein of 235 amino acids. Lineage: Eukaryota; Viridiplantae; Streptophyta; Magnoliopsida; Fabales; Fabaceae.
AUGGAGUAUCUAGGGAUUGAUGUCACUUGCGCCGUGAAUUCUCUCCGCCAUGGAAACUUCCCUGACAAGGAUUGCUUGCUCCCUCUCAUUUCCAAACUCCUCGGUUACGCCAUCGUCGCCGCUUCCACCACCGUCAAACUCCCGCAGAUUUUGAAGAUUCUGAAGCAUCAGAGCGUGAGAGGUCUCAGCAUGCUGUCUUUUGAGCUUGAAGUUGUUGGAUAUACCAUUGCUCUGGCUUAUUGUCUUCACAAAGGCCUUCCGUUUUCUGCUUAUGGAGAAUUGUUGUUCCUCUUGAUUCAAGCUUUAAUAUUGGUUGCCAUAAUCUACUACUAUUCUCGACCUGUGCGUACAGCAACAUGGAUCCGGGCAUUACUAUAUUCUGCUGCAGCACCCACUAUCUUAGCCGGUCAAAUUGAUCCUUUCCUCUUUGAGGCUUUGUAUGCAUCCCAACAUGCAAUCUUUCUUUGUGCAAGGAUCCCACAGAUAUGGCAAAACUUUUCUAACAGAAGUACAGGGGAGCUCAGCUUCUUAACUUCUUUUAUGAAUUUUGGAGGUUCAAUGGUUAGGGUAUUCACAACCAUCCAAGAAAAUGCACCAAAAAGUGUACUAUUGGGCUAUGCAAUUGGUGUUGCGACAAAUUUUACCAUCUUAAGUCAGAUAGUGUUAUACCAAAAGCCUCGAGCUGAGAAAGAGAAGAAAAUGGAAUAGAAGAACUGUAUCGGGCUGUGUAUAUCUCUUCAUCUUGUUCGACUCUCCACAGGUGCUGCAGCAUACAGGCCACUCAGAAUUUAAAGCCCUGGAUUGAUUCCCUGAACACUACCAUCUUAAGGUAGCCAACACUGCAUAAGUAACAGAUUAUUAUUAUCAAUUUUAUUUUGGACACCGAGACUCUUGCGCUUGUUUGUUUUUGUUAUUGUCUAUCAAGCUAGAAUUUAAAGGAUGCAUGCAGUUCUUUGUACGAAUUUCUUCCUUAUCCUAGAUGUAAGGCUUAGUUUAACUUCUGUUUUUUCAAUUAUAAAGUUGAGGUAAAAAAAUUAAAGACCUCUCUGGUUUCUCA